Messenger RNA from Odontomachus brunneus, 2846 nucleotides. RefSeq lists its product as uncharacterized. Lineage: Eukaryota; Metazoa; Arthropoda; Insecta; Hymenoptera; Formicidae. Bases 492 to 992 code for a protein of 166 amino acids. The record is from RefSeq and is a predicted model, not a curated record. The transcript is spliced from 2 exons.
CACCUGCUUACCUGAAUACAGGAAAAGAGCUAUCAGGACAACACGUACUUGAGAGAAAGAGCAAGAAAGCUCACAAACUCCAAGCGAGCUACAGCAAAAAUUAAAGGCAGCCAAAGAGCUCGUUCGCAUCAAUAUGGCUAGAUCAUUUCAGAAACAGGAAGAACACUACAAUCUCAGGAGAAAAGAGUGGAAACCAAAGAUAGGAGACAUCGUGUGGAAAAAGAACCAUAUGCUCUCCAACAAAGAAAAAGCCAUAAAUGUGAAACUGGCACCUAAAUACAUAGGGCCAAUGGUCGUGAAACAAAUCAUUUCGCCGGUUAUCGUCGAUUUACAAGACGAACACAAGAAGUGGUUUAGACAAGUUCACGUCCACGACAUAAAAACUGGCAACACCGAGACAAGGAACAACAGACACGACGAUACAAUUACAGAGGAAUAAAUAGACCAAACAGGUAUAAAAGGAGCACAAGUAACGAAUCACAGUUAACAUCAUGGAAGAUCUGAAUAUCGACCACACAAUCGAGACACUGCUAACGACGUGGAGUGAGGAGGAGGCCCAGGCUCUGUGGGAUAGCCUGCUGCCUCCACUGCCUCCAGCGGAGCAAAGACACGGAUCUUCGCUCGGGAAACCGCUGUUGCCACCAGGAAAACGGUCACCGGUAGACGUAUCGGAACGGAAAUCCGCAACUGCAUGCACACGACAGCCUCCAUCCGCAAGGGUUGCGGAGAAGAAACUAAAAAUUCUCAUAGACACAAUGCUGAAACCGGAGCAACGGGCUCGGCUGGAACGGCGACAGGCAUCAACAACCAGCCAACAGCUUACAGGCAGCGAUCAGCCACCGAUCAGCAUCUCCAUCGGCAAGGACAGAAAGGUAGAAGUGCCCUACCACGCAGUCCACGUGGCACGGAGAUACCGCCGCUACGUGGACGGUGAGCUCUGGCGGUUCCGGUUCCACCCAACGGGAGAACUCAAGUUCGCCCGAAAGGUUUAACUGGAUCUACCAGGGCAUGCCGGAGACGACUCGGCGCCCUCCGGGCGAUCUCCAGCAACGAUGGUCAACCAACGACCAUCACCAGCGCCAGUCUUGACGGCGCUAGAACUAAGACGCUCCAAAAAGGAAAAGAGGGAGACAAAGUCGUCUCCAAGAAAGGAGGAAGGGAUAACAAGCUCGGAUAAAAGAAGCGGAGCUGGAAUAAAAGGAUCACUCUAGCUCUCGCAUACGAGAUCAGAUCGCAGCCAGAGAACAGAUACCAGACAUGGAAUUCAACAAGGAAUUGUUAGACUGGCUGGAAAACUGGGAACCAGCAAACGGACAAACAUUCGACUUACCGCGGUACGCGACAUGUUAAAAUACCAUAAAUAUGUAAACGGAGAAAUCUGGCGCGUAGAUUUUUAGCCAUCUGACGCAAUUAAAAAGUGCCCGGGACACGCACUUAGAAACCGGUGAGAGGGGGGGGCUGAUGUAACGAUCCGUCCAAUCACACAGUAACAAACAUAGGCAAACUUAAAGCUAACGGUUCGCUAAAAAUGUAAUACAUAAACAACAAAUGUAAACACCGCCGACCGACCGCGAAAAUCAAUAACACCGAAGCAUACCGAAGUCUUCUGAGGCAUUCCGCUGAACAGAGCCAAGGCUCCAACAGAAGAAGAUCCUCUCGAAUACCGCUGCCAAAAGCACUGCCUCCUAGAUUCUCCUCGAUACCACUCCGUUGACUCGUUGGAUUCGUAGAGUCGAUAUCCUCGUAGACUUAUUAGAUACGUAAAGUCUACAUCCUUGUCACCGACUCGUUGGAUAUGUAGAGUCAACUUCCUCGUUACCGUUCCGCCGACUCGUUGGAUUCAUAGAGUCGACAUUCUCGUAGACUUAUUGGAUAUGUAAAGUCUAUCUCCUAGUUACCGCUUCGUUGACGCGUUAAAUACGUAGAGGCGACCUCCUCGACACCGCGCCGUCGACCCGUAGGACCGACCUACGCGUCACCUCCGAUAUCACCGCUCGACCGCCCGACGAACUCCGACUCGUCGGGAGUCACAGCCGCAUAACGCAUUCAGAGCAUUAUUGCUCUCGCCGAAUAACGGAUCUCGCCGCGACAGGAAUUAAAGAUCGAGUGUAAACAUCUCGUCGCGAGCGUGAGACAAUCGACGCAUCACAACACCGACCGCAUCCCGCGGCCGCCAACGGCUCCGGCAUUACCGAAUCGUCAGCGGCAAACAUCAACAGACUCGCACGGCGAGCACAAAAACUCGACCAUUAAACCAACGGCGUCGAGACCGCUUGUAAAUACUCAUUGUACAUAGCCAUUUCAGUUAGAAUAGAUAUUAUAUUAUUACCUAUACCACUGUUUUCACAAUUUAUUACAUCUGCCACGAAUCCGGACCGCACCGACUCGCAGCAUAUCCCGCAUCGAACGCAAAUAGAGUUACAAAAAGGCGAUAAGUAAAACAAAUAAUGUGCAACAGUAUAAUGAAAGAUACUUUAAUAAGAGACAUAAAAAACCAGUUAACUAUAAGGAAGGAGAUUUUAUUAUGUUACGUAAUUUCGAUAGCACAGCCGGAGCUUCAAAGAAAUUGAUUUCACAAUAUAAAGGACCCUACAUUGUCAAAAAAAUAUUGCGCAACGAUCGUUAUCUAGUAUCGGAUAUAGAAGGGUUUCAGAAUACUCAAAAAAGGUAUCAAGGAGUCUGGGAUCAAGGAAUAUGCGAUUGUGGAUAAAACCAAACUCCAGAAAUACGGGUAAUAUUGUAUUCCAUAGUAAUGACAACUUAUCUUAAGCUAGAAAUUAGGAAUAAAUAUUAAGUGCGACGAAACUCAUGUAAGAUUUAGAUAUAAGAUUUUAGAAUUAAGAAUU